CCAGUUAGGAUAAAAGCAACAUACAACGUCCUUUCAUGGAUUUCAUGUUAAAAUUCAUAAGGAAUAAUUUUAAAAAAAGUAAUGUAUAAUAAUAAUAUUUCGUAUUUUAAAUAAAUGUUAAUGACAAUAAAACUUGAAAAGGUGACCAACUGAAUAUUUCAAUUCAUUUAAACAAAGUGUUCAAUGAUUCAAUAUUUUUUGUUUAGGAAUAAAUAUAUAUAUAUACGUAUAAAUGGAAAGAAAUCACAAAUGAAGGAUAUAAACUGUAGUCUGAAAAGAAUAAUACUCUUAUAAUGAAAAUAUUACUACGAAAAUUAAUGACAUUUUUAACAAAAGUUGUAAAAAUAUUCAUUAUAGAUAAACAAAAGUCUAUUUCAUACCUAUUUAAUAAUCAUAUGAGCAUUUCCAGUCGGCGGUAAAUCAGAAAUAUGCAUGAAUGCUUCAAGAUGACAAGUGUUUUUGGAGAAUAUUGAGGGGAUUCUUUGAAUAAAAUGAUAUAAAAGAAGGUUUAUAAAAGGAAUUAAUAAUGCAAAUAAUAAAUUGGUAUUUUGCCGAUAUAAUGAAUUACACAAUGUCAUACAGUGAUGAUAGCGUUGUAACCACGAGUACUAUUACUAAUAUACCUAUUACACAAGAUAAUCAAUUCUAUGAAGAUGCCGUUUUAUAUGAAUAUAAUCAGCAUAACUCUGAGAUUGGUAUUUCCUUAAGUUUACAGCGAAAAGUAAAGAAAACUGAUGGCAAAAUAAUCCGUAAAGCAACACAUCUUGAUGAUAACAUUCAAGAUGGUAAAUCGGAACAUGAAGUAAUACCACAGAAUAAUUUGAAUCAGCAAUUGAAUGUUUCACCCACUGCUAUCACUACCGCAAAUUCUACAGCUUUAUCAAUGCCAGAAAAUUUAAGUACUAACCAGCCUUAUUCUAAAGAUGAUAUAAAUCCGGGGGAAUUAUCUAAACAGACAUAUUCUGUGGUUAUUUUUCGAACAGAAAGUAUCAAUGAUGUUGUCACAUCAUUAAAUUCAAGUCUACCAGAAAUUGAUUAUAAUAAUUCAACAAAAGACUUGACAGUUAAUCGUUUAGGUGAACGUGAUAAAAAACGUCUUCUGAAAUCAAUGGCUAAAAGUCAAAAAGUUGACAAAAAGGCUAAAAGUCAUUUGACUCCAUAUAAUGAUUCUUCAGGGUAUGAAGUAAUCCAGUUAACUACACAAAAUGAAACACUCUCCAGCUUUAAGACAAUCCCUAUCACUUAUUCAAUAAAACCGAAUUUUACACUGAUAAAUAAUAAUGAUAAAUGGUCAAAUAUAAACCAUUGCCCCAGUAGUAGUAGCGGCAGCAGUAAGAGCAAAGAAUGCGAAACUCGAAAUGACAGAUUGGAAGAAUCUGAAACGAAUGUACCAAUAAUAGAUAUAAUCACUGAACCCAUAGUAGCUGUAUUCGAACCUACUGAACUACAAAUAAAAAUCUAUUCACCUCAACAAAGUGAUCACCAUGAGUAUCGUAAGGAAAAGACAACUACCUUCCCGCCCAAUCUAACUUCAUCAUUUCAUCCAGAAUAUAUUUCUGCUAGUACAGUCACCGCUUCAGAGGGUGAUGAAUUACCGCAUAGAACUAAUUCUAUUGAACAAGCUUUACAAGAUACAUCCCAGAAAAGUAGUGAAAAUCGAAGUAAACGGUUAUAUUUGAAACCUGGUAGAAAAUCUAGAACACUGAAGAAACAUGCUUAUAAGGGUGUAAAUCAUGCUCCCCUGAAGACUACGCCAAUGGGGAGUCGAACAAAAUCUCCAAGUUGUAGAAAAAUAAUGACUAACUACUCGCCAACAAAAUCACCGCAUAAAAGAAGCAAUAAUUCACCAAAAAAUAAUUACCAACCUUUGACUAGGCUGUCUAAUAAGACAGUCAGACAACAACCAAAAGAUAAAUCAAUACGCAGUCAAACAAUAUCACCAACACUGCGUUAUACACCUUUAAAGUCAGUGAAUUCUUUGAAGAGGAUAAACUGCGAAAGAAAACGUAGAAAAUCAGCACCAAAUGAGUCUUUAUCAACACACUCUCCUCCUGCUUCUAUCAGGAAAUUAAUGAGAACAGAUGAUAAACAAAAUAUUUAUGAAGCUUCUGUUCAUUUGAUUGAAAGGAUAAAUAAAAGAUUGAAAAAGUAUAAGCAAUAUAAAAGUCUACAUCAACAAUCACACUAUAAACGUCAGACUACAAUGUCACCAACUCUUAGAAGAGGAGUUAGAUCUAAGCCAACAGAAAUGAAGACUAGAAUAAAAUCUCCAAAAAUGAAAUACAAUGAAUUAAACUCAAAGGAUUUCAACUUUCGUCGAACUAACAGGAACCAAAUUACUCGAAGUAACACUUCUUCUUUAUCAGAAUCUAUAAGUCAAAAACAGCUGAAGUAUAAAGACUCGCCUAUAACUGCAAUUAGAAAGUUAAGAAAUCGUGAUAAUGCAUCAAAUUCAACUUCAAUGACUUCAUUAUUAGAAAAUCAAUGUUACAAUCUACCUAUGAGAAUAAGUAAAUCUGAUUAUCGAUUAACUUCACCUGGUAUCUUAUAG
Trichobilharzia regenti is the source of this 2551-nucleotide messenger RNA. Lineage: Eukaryota; Metazoa; Platyhelminthes; Trematoda; Strigeidida; Schistosomatidae. The record is from the annotation of a GenBank genome assembly.